AUGAACGAAGGGUGCGGGGAAGGGCGAGGAGGGACCCGCGGGGGCAGAGUCAGUGACGUGCCCACCAGCCGGAGACACUCGGCGCAGCGCUGGUUCCGGCGGCACAAGGCAGCCGGGGGCUCCUCAGGCAGCGCCCGCUCCGCCCGGCGCUCUCCCUCCGCCCGCCAUCCCGCCUUGUUCUCUGCUGGCCGGGGCGGGGCCCCCCUCGCAGCUGCCACCCUGAAGUUUCUGGCCGUGCUCCUGGCCGCAGGGAUGCUCGCGUUCCUCGGUGCAAUCAUCUGCAUCAUCGCGAGCGUCCACCCUGCGGCCAGCCCCGCCGGAGCUCUCCGGGGUGCUGACAAUGACUCCAGCGCCGCCGCCGCCAAGGGGCCCGGCGCUCUCCACGGUGCUGGGCAGAGCUUCUCGGGCGGCCCGCAGGACUCCCUGCUGGAGCUGCUCUCCGCCAGCGCCCGGCCCCGCCAGCAGCAGCAGCAGCAGCAGCACCAGCCGCUCUUCAGCCGCUUCCUCUGCACGCCGCUGCCGGCCGAGUGCCCCUCCGACAGCCCCGCGCCGGGGGACGGCCCCGCGCCCGCCGAGGACCGCUUCUUCCUGCACGCCGCGGCCGAGCAGCUGAGGCAGACGGCGCUGCAGCAGAGGGACCAGAUCCUGAGCGACCAGGAGACCAUCCGCGAGCUGACGGGCAAGCUGAGCCAGUGCGAGAACGGGCUGGAGCUGAGCUUCCAGGACAGCGCCGCUCUCUGGGGCGGGCCCGGCAAAGACACCAUGGGCGACCUGCCCUGGGACUCGCCUGCCAUGGUCCAGGAGCUGGAGGAUGCUGUCCGGUCGCUGAAAGACAGGAUCGACAAGAUAGAGCAGGAGCUCCCAGCACGAGCCAACAUCUCCACCUCCUCCUCCCCUGUGCUGACCCGAGAUGUGCUCCACACCAAGAUGGAGGAGCUAGAGGAGCAGCUUCUCUCCAAGAUACUAUCUCUGGAGAAAGAACGCUCCUCCGUUACCAGCAACAAUGACCAGCAGCAACAAGAGGUGGAGAAGGAGCUGAGCGUUCUCCAGAGCCGGGUUUCUGAGUUGGAACAGGAGCACCCAGGAGCACCACACUUUCACCCUCCAAAUGCCUACAAGGUGACCAUCCCCGUAAGGACCAACUACAUGUACGCGCGCAUGAAGAAGAGCCUGCCGGAGCUUUUCGCCUUCACAGUCUGUAUGUGGCUGAAGUCCAAGGCCUCCUCAGGGCUGGGCACUCCUUUCUCCUAUUCUGCCCCCGGGCAAGCCAAUGAGAUUGUGCUGAUGGAGUGGGGACACAGCCCCAUGGAGCUGCUCAUCAACGAUAAGGUUGCCCAGCUGCCCCUGAAUUUGAAGGAUGGGACAUGGCACCACAUCUGCAUCGCUUGGACCACCCGGGAUGGCGUAUGGUGGGCGUAUGAGGACGGUGAGCAGCGUGGAUCCAGUGAGAACCUGGCCGCCUGGCAUCCCAUCAAACCCCACGGGGUGAUAAUCCUGGGCCAGGAGCAGGAUACGCUGGGCGGGCGAUUUGACGCAACCCAGGCCUUCGUCGGCGAGAUAGCUCAGUUCAACAUGUGGGACCAUAUCCUGACACCCACCGAGAUCCUGGGCCUGGCCAACUGCACCUCCCACCUGCAAGGCAACGUGAUCCAGUGGGACGAUGAAGUGGUGGAGGUCCUUGGGGGCGCCACCAAGUGGAGCUUCGAGAUAUGUGAGGAGAGGAUGAAGGCAUGAGAACUCCCCCACCCCCACCCAUGGAAAGGAGCAUGACAGCAACUUCCCCUGCCUCCACGCCACCUAAGGAACAAGGCGUCAGGGAUCCCCUUUUUCCCAAAUAGAAACAUCUUGAGUUCUGAAUCCACUCGGGGAGGGAGGUGGGAGGGGCAAGAAAACCAUCUGAACUCAAAGAAAUUUGACGCUGUUUGUUUUAUUGUGCCAGUUAAGGCCUAUUUGAGGGGUAACAAGUGAGUGGCAAGGUUCUCCACCAACCAUCCAUACAAUGGCACCACCAGGGGGCCGCUCUGGUGUGGGGAUGGGGGAGCCAUAGGUACACUGGGAACUACCGAGCCAACAUUUCUCCUCUCCUCACAUCUUGUUGCUAGCAUUGCCAGUCUGGCGUGGGUACUGGGUGGAACUGCAAAGGCCGUAGAGCCUAGCUUGGGGGGCACUGGUCCUGGGAAAACCAUUGGCUGAUUGGGAAUAUCCAAGCUAAUAUUUCUCUGGUCACUCCAUGUUCCACUGGGAGUGUCACAGUGAUAAACCUUCCUCCAAAUAUUGCUCCAUGGUCCUGCCAGCUGGGAUUCCCCUUGGAUUCCCCCCGUCUCCUAUAGCUACCGACACCUGAGUUCCACAGAGGACUUAACAGGUUUUGUUCAUUUCCUCUUGCCACAAGUGGGCCAAACUUAUCCUGGGUAGAAGUUAAUGCUUUAAGGCUGAGUUUCUCACAGCUGCCUAGGGGCAUUUGGAUGCUCAAACCCAGUGGUUCUCAAACUUUUGUACUGGUGACCCCUUUCAUACAGCAAGUGUCUGAGUGCACCCCCCCUUAUAAAUUAAAAACACUUUUUUAUAUAUUUAACACCAUUAUAAAUCCUGGAGGCAAAGCAGGGUUUAGGGUGGAGGCUGACAGCUCACAGCCCCCCCUGUAAUAACCUCACGACCCCCUGAGGGGUCCAGACCCCCAGUUUGAAAACCCCUGCUCAAAUCCCAUUUAGUUUGAGCUUCGACAUCCUGUAGACAGAUUUGAGAAAUCAGACUUAAUAUUCACUACAUGAAAAAGUCUUGUAGCCUCUGAACGAUGGGGGACAAGAACAAGCCCCUGAUUGAUUCUCAAAAGCUGUCCCAUUUCUGUUUCCUUUCUUAAAAUAGGAUUGUUCAUUCCCUCCACUCCUCCCACGUCCUCUUUAAAUCACCUGAAAGGGAGACUGUGAACACAAAACUCACAGGGCCAGAUUCAUUCCACUGUCCCAGGCCCUGGUGGAGAGCUCACAGUGGGAGGAAGUCAGCCUAAAACAAGGGGGAGGGUGAUGCAAGGAACUCCUUGCCUGGGAUCAAUCCAGUCUCAGAAGUGAAUGGUGCUGUGUAGGGGAAGGGUGAAAGCAAGACUGGGUAACAGCUGGUGCAGCCUCAGUGUGCAGGAGUUGUGGGCAGACUGUGUGGACCCCUGCACCCACACCCUGCCAUGGAGCACGCAGUGGGGGCACUAAUUGCCUUCUCCUAGAGGUGCGCUCUCCCCUCAGCCUGGUACAAUUUGCAACUGCCUGCGGAAGCAGGGGGUAAAUCUGUCCCACAAACUUAAAACAAAAGCCUUGACUGUGUUAAGCCUGCCAGCCCCUCCUAGUACUGAAGCCUACAGAGUUAGAACUUGCGAAGGGCUUGCAUACUCCAGAAAGUUUUGCUGGUUUAACUGUACUGGUAUAGUUAAAGUAGCAAACAAAACAAACUAACCCCAACUGUAGUGUGGAUGCAGUUGUACUGGUAUCAAAAUACUUAUACUGGUUUGGCUUAUUCUGGUUCAGGAAGCAGAAUAAACUAUGCUUGUAUAAGGCACUUUAUACUGAUACAAAUAUAACUAUUUUGGUUAAAAGAAAUCACACACAUCCCCAUGCAACACUGAUAUCCUGUAAAACUUGUAAAUGUAGACCAGGCCUGUGACUGGGAUUUGCAAAGGAGCCUAAGGGAGCCAGACACUCAGCUCUCAUUGAAAUUCAAUGGGAUUUGGGCACAUAACUCCUUUAGGCUCUUCUGCAAACCCCAGCCUGAUUGCCUUAUCCUUAUUGAUGCAAUUUGUUUGCUUUUUGCAUGUCACUGAGCUGGGACCACAAAACAAACCUAGUCAGUUUCACUUUCUGCUUUAGUUAGUUUCACUUCCUAAUUCCCACACCCUAGCCUGAUGCUGUUGUGUUUGGAUUUUCAAUAGGCCAAUUCUCCUUGAAAAACAUUGUUUUUUCCCCCAAUGCCCUGACAUUUGUCAUAGUAGAUUUUGUUAGGCCAUGCUUUUACCACACGUAAAUGCAGGGCCUAAAGCUACUUGACAGCAUUGCCUUCAACCUAUUACUGUCCCUACCCAUCAACCCCCUCCAAUCCCAGAUAAUCAAAUAUGUCUUACAUCCUCUCGGAAAGCAGGCAGUUACAACCAAUUGGAUGGGUGGCAAAGCUAAUGCCAACUUUACUGAUAUUUUUUUAUGUAUAGCUAUAUUUAUAUAAUAUGACUCAAACUCUCAUCAGCAAACCCUUUUUAUUCCAAAGAAUACAGUAAAUGCAAACACAUACACACAUUUAUACUAUAUAGGGAGUGGUGAUAGCCACAUGAAAUAUGCAUUUAUCAGGCACUGUUGGGUUUCCUCCCUGCACUCUGUCCAAUAAGCCAUCUCCAUUAGAAAUACUUCUAGCAUUCCAAACCUCUGAAGUGAUUUAAACAGCUGCCUUUAAAAAACAGCCAACCUGCCAAGAAAUGUUCCCUAAGUCUCCCUGCUCUAGAAUGUUCCCCUCACCAAAAUUACAAAGCUGGAGGCUCAGGAUGCCCACCCAUGGACAAGGGCCAAUAUCUUGGGACACACCAAAGUUAAAAUCAGAUGCUUUUACCACUGACAAGGAGUUUUUGUUUCCAGCUCUAAUAGAUCAGGAGGUAGCUUGGCCUCAAAAUCAUGAUGUGACGGUGGAUUAGAAAGGCCUUUUAGAGGUUUUAAAAAAGCACAAGUUGACCUUUCCCUCUGGGCGGUAAAAAAGUAGAUAGAAACAGCGUAGGAGCUUUCUCUGCACUGGGGUAGAGGGACAGGGGAGCUGGGAGGCUGCACCAUUUGCUCAAAGCAGGGAGAGAAAGGGGAGUGCUCCCUCUGCUUUUAGCAGGGGGGAUGGAACUGUGCUCUGUCCUUUACUUUCACCCCGCCUUUGAGACGUGUACAGUUAGACUCCUGGUAUGCAGGGAAGAGGGACGCAAAGUAGUUCCAAUAAUGUUGUUAAAACCUCUCCACCAUUUCUUAAAGCAUUUUUCUGUGGCCUAAACAGACUCUCUGAUGAGGUGGGGUGAUCUGAGUGUUCUAUUGGUACUGAAUUAGGAUGACCUGAAUAACUCGCUCAGAGCCGUGCCACCCAGGAAUAAUAUGGUCAUCCCAUGCUGCUCCAGCCUUUCUACCACACCAGCAUGCGUUCUCUUUCUGUGCUAUAUAUUUCAUCUACUGUGUGUAUGGAGAGAUUGAGCCAGAUUAAACUCUGGUUUAUGUUAAAGCAGCUCCAUUGUAGUCAACUGAGUUUCAUUUGCACCAGGUCCAAAUCUGAUUGGCUGUAGCAUAGAAACUGGUGUGUUCUCUCUGAGCCAAUCAGAAUGCAGUUUUUCAAAGCUGGGAUUGCCACUAGGUGGUAUGUUCCUUUGCUCAGCCUUCUUUCCCCAUGCAGGGAUUUGGGGUGGGCAUGUCCCACUUGCAACCAGGACUGGGAAACAUGCAGACAAAAA
Messenger RNA from Gopherus flavomarginatus (Mexican gopher tortoise), 5449 nucleotides. It is a transcript of the gene NPTXR, whose product is annotated as neuronal pentraxin receptor. The record is from RefSeq and is a predicted model, not a curated record. Lineage: Eukaryota; Metazoa; Chordata; Testudines; Testudinidae. The transcript is spliced from 6 exons. Bases 1 to 1734 code for a protein of 577 amino acids.